This is a messenger RNA of Mauremys mutica (yellowpond turtle), 3028 nucleotides long. RefSeq lists its product as uncharacterized. The transcript is spliced from 2 exons. Bases 59 to 1249 code for a protein of 396 amino acids. The record is from RefSeq and is a predicted model, not a curated record. Lineage: Eukaryota; Metazoa; Chordata; Testudines; Geoemydidae.
GACACAAAAGGGUCCACAUGGCUAGCAACAAGUAAUCAAGAGUCAGAGGUGGGAGGACAUGGAGAAAUGGAGAGAGGAGAAAGGGAGACAGAAGAAAGCAGAACAGGAGGGAAGAGCCCGAGUGGACAUUAUGGAGACGAAUGGAGGAACUCAGGAGAGGUGUAUGGAGCAAGAAGGGGGAGCUUGGGAGGAGGCCAUGCAGCAGGCUGGGGGAACCCGAGGACAGAUCAUGGAGCUGGAUGGAAGACUCCAGGAGGAAAUCACAGAGUCAGCUAUGGGAGCUCAAGGGAAGAUCAUGGAGCUGGAUGGAAGAGCCUGGGAGGAAGUCACAGAACAGGCUGGGGGAACCCGAGGGAAGAUCAUGGAGCUGGAUGGAAGAGCCCAGGAAGUGGUCAGAGAGCAGAUUGUGGGGGCCCAAGGGAAGAUCAUGGAGUUGGAUGGCAGAAUGUGGGUGGAGGUCAUGGAGCAGGCUGGAGGAGACAAAGGAAAGAUGAUGGAGCUGGAUGGAGGAGCCCAGGUGGAAGUCACAGAGCUGGAUGGAGGAGCCCAGGCAGAGGUCACUGAGCAGGCUCGGGAAGGCCAGGAAGUGGGCAUGAAGUUAGUGAAGGACCUGUUGGCAGUGGUUGCCACUUCUGCUCUUCCCCAAAAUGAGAAGACAGAAUUGGAGUUUGUGACCCUACAGUUUAUGAUAGGGGGUAAUGUACACCUGGUCGGGGAAUUGCUGAGCCAACACACAGUGGAAGAGUUCCAACAGGAAGUGUUUGCUAGGUUCCCCAUACCAGCAUUCCGCGUGACUAGCACAGUGGCCUGUAAUCAAGCGACCAGCCGCAGGGCUGAGAGAGGCCUCUCACUCCAUGAACUUGGCUAUUCCGGGCAACAGGACAGAAUCUACUCACAGCUUAUCUUCUUCCUGUGCAGAGCCUCCUCUUUGACAGGCUGGGUGGGGCUAGACCGAUUGCUGGAGAUGCUACAACAGCUGAAGCACUGUAUCUACUAUAUCCCAGUGGCCCUGGUUGGGGUGAUUGUGCAAGAAGACUCAGAGCUGGAUCUGGAGCAGGAGGUGAAGGCACUGCAGUGGCUGAAGUGCCUGCUAGAUGGAGUCUUCUGUUGUGAUUUGUUGCCAGGCCAUGAGGGGACAGAGCAAGAGGUACAGGUUCAGGUGGCUGUCUACCAGUCAGGCUGGCCUCAGCGGGCUCUAGAGGUCAAAAGAGCAGCCUGCCAGGCAAUACGAGUGGCCCUGAAGUUCUGAACAGACAACAUGUGAGGGUGCAUCAGGAUUACCAUGGCUCCUGUAUUACGACUGAAGAUCUCAAUUAUCAAUGGAAAAUCAAUUCAGAUUUUGUCCCAGUUAUCUGUGUGCUUCUUUUAAUUUUGCAAUUAGUUAUUGCUUAAUAUUUGUUGCAAACCAAAGCCACUUUAGAUAUCUGCAUUGUGACAUCAUAAAUCUCUAAGAGCCACAGUGUGCUGUAGCAAUAUAUGAAGAGCUGGAUGGCUCAAUGUACAGAUAAUGGUUAUAGAAUAUUAUGUUUUGAAUUCUAGCAACUAAGCAGCAACAGUUGGAAGAUUUCCAAGUACCAUAGCUUUCUCCUGGCCUGUAAAUUGUGCAAUAAGCCCGAUUUGCAAUAUUUAUGUCUUAGAUGAGUUUUUUUCACCACAGCACUAUCCCUAUAGUUGUUGGACUUGCCUUUGCAACUGAAACGGAUUGUAGGCUCAUAUGAUCAUUUUCACCACUUUAGGAUGCAGGCCCCAGCUUUCAAGAAAGCUUUAUUCCAUUCUUGUUUGCUUGAUUUUUAUACACAGAAAUUUCCCGAGAUGAUGAAAAUACCAAGAGCAUAAAUGAAUGGAAUAUUUUCUUUUUUGGUUCAAUUUUUAUUGGGAAUCCUCUAUUAAGAGCAGCCAUACUGGUCAGACCAAUGGUCCAUCUAGCCCAGUAUCCUGUCUUUCAACAAGCUGCUUCAGAGGGAAUUAAAAGAAGAGGGCAAUUAUUGAGUAAUCCAUCCCCUGUCAUUCACUCCCAGCUUCAGGCAGUUAGAGGCUAGGGAUGCCCAGAGCAUAGGGUUGCAUCCCUGUCCAUCUUGGCUAAUAGCCAGUGCUGGACCUCUCUUCUCCAAUACACUGGGGAAGUGGCUGGGACUUACCCUUCUAGGUCUCUAUUGAGGGUCAGAGAACAUAGUAGAUGGUACUGCUUAACUACUCCACAGAGUUUACAGGUUCUUGACUAAAUUAUGAGUGCCUGAGUAAUCAUUUAAUUUAUGCACCCCUGAUUUGGGCUGGAUUCAGCUGCCAUUGAAAUCAAUGGAAAGACUCCAUAGGGACUGGAGCAGACACUUAGCAAGAAUGCGAGUUAUGGCAGAGAUUAUAAAACUGGGAAAAACUAUAUACAGAAAUCUUUAAAAAAAGGUAAUCAGCUUUUUCUCAGAGUAUUAACAUACUUCUUGUCUGCACAGAUUAGUUACCAGACCCAAAUGGAGUGUCUUUGACCCUUUAAAUUGCUGGUUGGGUAAGCAAAACCAGAUGCCACUAAUUUAUAUGCAUCAAUAACGGAGCAGUUAAAACUUCCUUUACUCUUUGGUAUAAAACCAACUCAUGAACAAUUUUAGCCUAUUUAGCCCAGGUCAAAAAGCACAUUUAUAAAUUAUUCACAAGCCACUUGGUCUUAGGUGGGUGGAAGAGAGACUAGUAGGUAAUUUACAAGGAGACACAAAUUCCAGCUACCCAGGGUGCAAAAAAGAUGAUCAUGCAUCUAUCCAAUCAGUCUGAAAGAAAGGGUCUUCCUUUGUUUGUACCCUUGCGUGAACUUACCAGAAAAUUAAUAUAAAAAGUGUGAUCAAAUAAUAAAUGUUCCAUUUCUAAAUGUUUUAUAAAGGGUAAUAAAUGAUUAAUAGAUGCUAUAGACAUGUAUGUGUACAUCUGUGCAAAGUGUUAUAUUUGAUUAUAAAAUAACCUGUGACAGAUACUGCAACUGCAUACAAUAUUUUUGGGGACUAUACUGUAUUAAGUUUAUGUAUCAUUGUGGGUCCAGGAUGGU